Messenger RNA from Aspergillus ibericus CBS 121593, 1449 nucleotides. Its product is annotated as putative C2H2 finger domain protein. The record is from RefSeq and is a predicted model, not a curated record. The annotation marks the transcript as partial. Lineage: Eukaryota; Fungi; Ascomycota; Eurotiomycetes; Eurotiales; Aspergillaceae. Gene Ontology annotation, biological process: regulation of transcription by RNA polymerase II. The transcript is spliced from 2 exons. Gene Ontology annotation, molecular function: RNA polymerase II cis-regulatory region sequence-specific DNA binding; DNA-binding transcription activator activity, RNA polymerase II-specific. Gene Ontology annotation, cellular component: nucleus.
AGAUCGCGGAUCGCGAUCCGAUCGCCCCUCCUGGAUCCUCCAGACAUCGCCGGUGGCCUGUCUGGCAGUCGAUACUGGUCCCUCGCAUCUGACCCCGUCGCCUUUCCCCAGGGACAUCUGUCCUCCGGUCUUACCACGCCCUCGUCAUUGGUCGUGGGUGAUCUCUUCUCCUCGAACUUCUCGCGCGAGACAUCCGCCAACCUGGCUGCCCUCGCGAUUCCCCCACCAGGCAUGGGGACGGCGCUCGAGGCGCUGACCACCCCCCAGCCGUUGAACUCGCGUCGUCCCGCGGCCCCGACCUUGCCCAGCUUCGAGCUGCCGGCUCCUACCUUUCCUACUAGUGGUCCCAUCAAGUACGCCCAUCACCCUAAUUCUGCGUCCAUUCACCCCAGCGUCAGCAAACUUCUUACUCCGCCUGCGAGCACCCAGUCCGGCGACAACGGUCACGCCAGCACGGCGGUCACCACGGGCGUCUCGACCAACUCGGAGCUGGCCCCCUACUGGCAAGGCCAGGGUUCCUAUAGUGCGUCUGGGGCCGCCGCGGCGCGUCAGUCGUGGAGUUCGGGCAUGCCUUAUACGAGUCGAGAUACCUUUCCCCUCCCUCGCAACCCGGCCACGUCGACCCCGGGCACCGAGCAUAUUCCCCAGCCAUUUGAAGUGAAUCAGUUGCCCCCGUUCCAACAACCGAUCCCGGUCUCGGCGGCCCCGGGGGGUCCGCUACAGCAUCAUUCGAUGCCGCACGCCAUGCUGUCCGUCCACCCGCUCCCGAAUCCCGCGCCGUCGCCCCAUCCCCUGCCGUCGAACGAUCCCUACAUGGUCAAAUCCUCGUCCGCUCCGGCGUACGGGACGGUGCAGCAGGUGUCCAAUUCCCCUGGAUAUUCCUCGUACGGACCAACGGGACUCGGCAUGCAGCAGCCCCCGGGCCGGGUGGCCUCGAAUCCGCAUCCGACGCAUCAUUUGAAUUAUCAACGUGGGCCCUGGCCGUCUUACUCGCUCCCGGCGAUGAACGGUCCGGUCUGGACGAACGUGCAUAAUCCGAACGGGCCCAUGUCCGUGACGGGGAAUCAGCCGGGACUGCUGCCGGGUCUUCCCGGGUUCAAUAGCGGACACGCGGCCAAUUUGCAGCAGAUGCAGCAGCUGUAUGGGGGCCACCCACCGCAUCCCGGCCACGGCGGGCCCGGACCAACCAACGACCGACCGUUCAAGUGCGACCAAUGUCCGCAGAGCUUCAACCGGAACCACGACCUGAAGCGACAUAAGCGGAUCCACCUGUCGGUGAAACCGUUCCCGUGCACCCACUGUGACAAGAGCUUUUCGCGCAAGGACGCGUUGAAGCGACACAUCCUUGUCAAGGGGUGUGGGAAGGACGGGUCGGAUGGCCUCAAGGCGAGCGAGCACGGCUCGGUCAAGGAGGAAGAUCGGAGUGAUGGAUUGAACGGCCACCAUUAA